UAGAACGACCAAAGAAUGCCAGUGAAUCGGACAUAAAGCACCUUUAUGAGAUGGCAAUUCUUACAUCAGUAAUAAUAGCAGCUGCUUUGAUAAUCAUUUUAUUGAUAUUUCUGAUGAUAAUGAUCAGCUCUAGAGCAUUUAGAAGAUUGAGAUUCUAUAAAGAAAAGUUACAAAAAGUAAAUGAAAGGUUACAAGGUACAGAGUUUUCAGAAUACACUGGUUUAGAUGAAACCAAUGUAGAGGGAAACGAAUCCGGUUAUAGAGAACUGUCUCCUAAUAUGCAACAGUGUUCAACAAUACGUAAUGCGCAUACACCAAGAGACCAGCUCGAUCACCAAGGUUACUUGGUACCUGAACAACAUUACCAAACCAUUCCAGAAAUCAUGCACUACGCUGAGACUGGUGUAUAAAAGGAAAAAAAACAUCAAUGGUUUGAGUAAACAAUAGUUAUAUGAUGGUUUUAGUAAACUAUAGUUAUAUGAUUGUGAUCUUAACGAUUUUGUGCUUUUGAAGCGAGAAAGAUUGAAAAACCCAACUGUCGAAUGAAAAAGAAAGAAACACACAUACUUAUAUUCAGCUACCUGUUAACACCUAUCUCAUAAUAAAUCAUCUAUGCUGUUUGUAUUUCUA
This is a messenger RNA of Mytilus trossulus (common blue mussel), 630 nucleotides long. RefSeq lists its product as uncharacterized. The transcript has 3 exons. Lineage: Eukaryota; Metazoa; Mollusca; Bivalvia; Mytilida; Mytilidae. The record is from RefSeq and is a predicted model, not a curated record. The coding region runs from base 51 to 410 and encodes 119 amino acids.